Molecule: messenger RNA, 2918 nt
Organism: Lepisosteus oculatus (spotted gar)
Lineage: Eukaryota; Metazoa; Chordata; Actinopteri; Semionotiformes; Lepisosteidae
Product: P2Y purinoceptor 1
Biological process (GO): G protein-coupled receptor signaling pathway
Cellular component (GO): membrane
Molecular function (GO): neuropeptide receptor activity
Source: RefSeq, a predicted model, not a curated record
CGUCACCACACUGGAUGUGCCCAGCAUGUGGGAUACUGUAAAUUGUGUUUGUUCCGUUCAGGAGGUGGGCGUUUCUCAUUUCAGAAAUACUCUUUAUAUUAAUGUGUGAGUUCUCUAGAGGAAUCCGAGGAAGAGUUCAGCUACACGUGUCUAGAGUGGGAUAAUUCUGAUUUCUGUAUAAAAGAUAACAGACGCAACAUCUGCACCAGUCGGAAAAGUUAUACGAGCCGUCUUAUCCUUUCUGCGUGCGGUGUUUCAGCAUCGCUUCGUCUUUCGCAAUUCUCUGUUGGAUCACUUCGCUUUGCACUGAACUUGUGAGAAAACUCUUUCUCACAGUUCGAAGAGGACCGGCGCAAUGACGAAUAGCUCAUGCAAAAUAAUAAACAGACAUUUCACCCAUGUAUUUUUGCCAGCCGUUUACGUGUCGGUAUUCAUCAUCGGGUUCAUCGCUAACUGCUGGGGUUUACGACACGUUAUUAGGAACUGGAAGAAAAUGGGGAAAAUAAACGUGUUUGUGCUUAACCUGGGCAUAGCGGACCUGCUGUACGUCGUCACCCUGCCUUUUCUUGUGGCUUAUUACGCCAGCAGCAGCGAGUGGAUGUUCGGAGAAGUCUUCUGCAAGAUCACAAGGUUCUGUUUCCAUCUAAACCUGUACGGGAGCAUCGGAUUCCUCACCUGCAUCAGCGUUUACAGGUAUCUGGGCAUCGUUCACCCGAUGAAAAUCAUGGGACGGAUUACACUGCGCCACUCGGUAGGUGUUUGUUUUGUGGUCUGGGUUUUGGUGAUCGUUCAGAUCCUCCCGGACAUGUUCUUCGACAAGUCCUAUCCACAGUCUUCCAAUGCGUGCUUUGACACCACGGCCAACCACCUGCUAAAGCUCUACAUGCCCUACAGCAUUGGAUGGACCGUCACAGGAUUUGGCAUUCCGUCGCUGAUAAUUUUAGGCUGCUACGGCCAUGUGGCCGUAGUCCUGUCCACUAAGGCGAAUGUCAACACCCUGCUGAAGCAGCGCUGCUUGAAACUGGUGGUCAUCCUGACCAUCCUGUUCUCGGUUUGCUUCAUCCCUUAUCACUUACUGAGGAACCUCAACAUGAAGACCAGACUUCUGCAACUUGAGGGGAAAUGCCACGAGAGUUUCAACAAGAUUUACAUAUCCUACCAGGUCAGCAGGGGGCUCGCCUGCAUGAACAGUGCCAUGAACCCCUUGAUUUAUCUGGUCAGCAAUGACGACUUCAUCAUGCGCUUUCACAGCAUGAGCAAACGGGCAAGACGCUCUGUUGUACAGCUGAGGAAUGUCAUACACUACCGUAGGCCCACGAAUGAGUGCGAUUCACCAAACACGUCUAAAGAGUACAGCAGUUAAACUCAGCCCACGAAUGUCUCUAGGAUUAAUGCUCAUUCUCUUCCUGAAAUCGUAGAAACGUGAUACUGUUGGGUGUCUGCACCUUGCGGCUGAAAAGACAGUAUAUUUGUGUACUAUUUUUGAUAUGUUGUGCCGAUACGAGCAGUAUUAUUUUGUUAUAAAAUGUAUUAAAAACCUGUUUUUUUCUUUGUACAGCACGUUUCUUUGUAAAUGAAAAGCUACAAAAGAUACAAUAAGGAAAUUAUUGGAACUUCCUUAUUGGAAGUUAUUUGAUUUUUUACAACAUAACCUUUGCAUAACCUUUAUUCUAUUCGCAGUGCUUCUUUCAUGGAAAUGUGCAAUGUUAAUGCAGAGUCCGAAAGGUUUUUGUACAAUAGCUGAAACAAUGCCUUGUUUUGUGUUGAAGUCUAUUAUAUAUUAAAUUAUAAUACAGCCUGUAUGUAUUAUAUGAUAUACUGCAUAGCCUAUUAUAUUCUUAGAACGGGCACUAUUGGAAAGAAGUAGUGCUGGAAGACGCAUCAACAUUAGCACGAUGCGUGCCAUCUCCAGUCGAAUGCGAGCGCUAAGUGAUAACGCCCGAUUUUGUUACACUCCAUAGAUAUCAUGCACACCUGGGCCCACGGGUGCCCCGCAUUUUUGAAUGAACUAAAAUUGCUGUGACAGCCCGUGUUCACAGCUGGGAAUCCAUGUUAUGUUCUCAUAUAAAAGUUCAUUUUCAUUUCAGACGUGUCCUCCAUAUAUGCUGAACCCUCCCCUUUCAAAGUGUAAAUAUACCAAGGUGGUCACGAUAUGGUUAAUAGUCAAUCUGUAAUAAGUCAUAUUACUGCAGGUGAACUGUUCACCUGCAGUACCUUUAUUAAGCAAACAUCCUGCCAUAUUCAUCAGUAUUAUCCAAUCAUAGGACUGUCCGUGGUAACAGGAAAUAAUGCUUUCUAGUCUUAUCAACAACAAACUAAUUCACACAGUUUGCACACAGGACAGAGUUAAAGUUCUACCAGUGUCUUUUUCUCAUGCUUUCACGAGUAAUCCUUACUUAAAAUGGAGAACAUACAGUAUACUGUAACUGGAUGAUGGCUUACCAACUCUGUGUAUUUCUUUACAGUAUUAUGUCUGUAGUAUUAUUUUGUCGUGUUAAGUGCUAAGUGAAUUGAUUAAUGUCAAGCUGUUUUCCUGAGACAAACCCUGAAAAUGUGUUGUUGUUUUUUUUUUUUUAAAGAGUGUUUUGUUGAAGAAGAACUGUAGAUAGUAGAAGGUUUACAAAAAUGAAAGUAGAGCGUUUAUGACAAUGCAAGGUUCAGCUUGCUGCUGGACGGGAUAGAAAGUCCUUGUUUAUAAGGAAUUAAACAUCCACAGGCUUGGCUGAGUGAUAAUCUUUAUGGUAUUUGGCUCUAUUUUUAUCACCAGCUUUUACUGAAGCAUGUAAAACGAGUCUGCACAGUCUAAGGAAAUUCAACUGAACUCUUUUCUUUGACCAGACAUACAGUAUAUUCAGAAACUGAUAUUAUGGUUAACAGAAUUAUAUUAAAAGGCUAAAUAAAUGAGGUAAUUUGGUAUA